Messenger RNA from Rhizopus microsporus ATCC 52813, 3264 nucleotides. Its product is annotated as calcium-translocating P-type ATPase. Gene Ontology annotation, biological process: calcium ion transmembrane transport; intracellular calcium ion homeostasis. The coding region runs from base 1 to 3264 and encodes 1087 amino acids. The record is from RefSeq and is a predicted model, not a curated record. Gene Ontology annotation, molecular function: P-type calcium transporter activity; ATP hydrolysis activity; ATP binding. The transcript is spliced from 5 exons. NCBI's taxonomy places the organism in Eukaryota, Fungi, Mucoromycota, Mucoromycetes, Mucorales, Rhizopodaceae. Gene Ontology annotation, cellular component: membrane; intracellular membrane-bounded organelle.
AUGACGCCUCAUCAAGACCCUUCAAAUCCAUUCGCUUUUUUACCAGAACAGCUGAGCGCACUAGUCGAUCCAAAGAACCUACCAUUAUUACGCGCUUAUGGUGGUGUAGAGGGUGUAGCAAAGGGACUUCAUGUCGACCUCCGAUCGGGUCUGAUACCGAACGCACCUAACCAUCAACCCAUCUCUCUGGAUCAGAUCACAAAUAACAAAAAGGACGAUUCUGUCUUGGAUGCAGAUCUUUUAGAAAGAACCCCGACAGUGCAUUCACUAGGUGCUAGACAGCUGACACAUCGCACUGAUAUCACUAUUAGUUCCCCUGAUAUCACUGCGUUUCCUCAGAGAAGGAAAAUAUUUGGUGCAAACAUAUUGCCUGAAACAGAAUCCAAAGGAAUCCUUCGACUCAUGUGGAUCGCAUUUCAGGACAAGACACUUAUCCUAUUAGCCAUUGCAGCAGUUGUCUCCUUAGGUGUUGGCUUAUAUGAGGAUAUUGCAGUUCCAGAAUACGAUACAUUUGGUCAUAGAAUACCAGGCGUCAAAUGGGUGGAAGGUGUUGCCAUCAUCGUUGCCAUCUUGCUCGUCGUUCUUGUCGGAAGUGUGAAUGAUUAUCAAAAAGAAAAGCAGUUUCGUAAACUGAAUGCUAAAAAGGAAGAUCGUGUUGUAAAAGCCACAAGAGAAUCCAUGGUCAUCAUGAUAUCUGUGCAUGACAUUCAAGUGGGUGAUAUUCUCCACUUGGAGCCAGGCGACAUUGCUCCCGUAGAUGGUAUCUUUAUUGAAGGCCAUAAUUUGAAGUGUGAUGAAUCUGCUGCCACAGGUGAAUCAGACGCUGUUCGUAAACAACCAUGGCAAGUCUGUGAACGCUAUGCUAGACAAGACAGUUCCAAGCUCCCGUCUCAUUUGCCUGAUCCUUUUAUUAUCUCUGGCUCCAAGGUCCUGGAGGGCGUUGGUACAUAUCUCGUCAUCAGUGUCGGUCAGAACUCGUACUAUGGUCGUACCAUGAUGGCCCUUCGUUCAGAGCCUGAGAGUACACCACUUCAAGAAAAACUCAACCAGUUGGCUGAGAUGAUUGCCAAACUUGGCUCUGCAGCUGGUUUAUUGAUGCUCAUCGUCUUGCUUAUCCGUUACUUUGUAAGUUGGAGAUACGGCGUCCCUGAUCAACCUACGACAAUUGUUUUAGACAUCAUGAAGAUCCUGAUUGUUGUUGUUACUAUUGUUGUUGUUGCUGUUCCUGAAGGCUUACCUCUUGCUGUUACUCUGGCUCUUGCUUAUGCCACUCAGCGUAUGCUCAAGGACAAUAAUCUGGUUCGUGUCUUGGCUGCUUGUGAAACCAUGGGCAACGCAACAACCGUUUGCUCCGACAAGACAGGCACCUUGACUCAAAACAAAAUGACUGUGGUCGCAGGUACCUUUGGCUCCUCAUUUAGUUUUGCCAAAUCACCUAAGGAACAAGAAGACAUUGUUGCUAUUGCCAAUGUACCUAAUCACAUUUCCAAACCAGCACUCGACCUUAUCAACCAAUCGAUUGCCGUAAAUUCUACGGCCUUUGAAGGAGAGAACGAAAAGGGCGAGCCCUGUUUUGUGGGUAACAAGACUGAAACUGCGCUACUUCAAUUCUCUCGUGAUCUACAUGCUGAGCAUUAUGGUAAAUUAAGGUCCCUGUGGCCGAUCGAGCAAUUAUACCCCUUUAGUUCCGAACGCAAAGCUAUGGCUACUGUCAUGCAGUACCCCCAUCCGAUAACAAAGAAGGUGAUGUACCGUGUUCAUGUCAAGGGCGCUUCUGAAAUCAUUCUCAAUUUGUGCUCCUUUGUCUUAUCGCUCGACAUGCAACAAGGUGACGAACCUGUUGCUACAACAGACUUGACCUCAGAGGACCGCGUGCGUGUUGAACAAACUAUCCAAAAUUACGCAAAACGUAGUCUUCGUACGAUCGGCAUUGCCUAUCGUGACUUUGAAGAGUGGCCUCCUAAAGGAGCUUCAGGGGCCUCUGAAGACAGCAAUGACGAUCAAGUGCCCUAUGAAGAUCUGGUCCAUGACAAGAGCCUCACUUUUAUUGGUGUCGUUGGCAUUGAAGAUCCUCUUCGUGAAGGUGUACCUGAGGCUGUACAAGCCUGUCAACGUGCCGGUGUCUUUGUGCGCAUGGUCACUGGUGACAAUCUGGUAACUGCAAAGAGUAUUGCUAAACAAUGUGGUAUUUAUACGCCAGGUGGUGUUGUUAUGGAAGGCCCUGCGUUUAGAAAACUGACUCCUACCGAAAUGGACGCUAUCCUGCCUCGUCUUCAAGUCCUUGCUCGUUCUAGUCCGGAAGAUAAGCGUAUUCUUGUGAGCCGUCUUCGGGAACUGGGUGAUAUCGUAGCUGUCACAGGUGAUGGUACGAACGAUGGUCCAGCUCUCAAGAUGGCUGAUGUUGGGUUCAGUAUGGGUAUCGCAGGCACAGAGGUUGCCAAGGAAGCAUCGAGUAUCAUUCUGAUGGAUGACAAUUUCUCAAGUAUUGUCAAGGCUAUCAUGUGGGGUCGUUGUGUGAACGACGCGGUCAAGAAGUUUUUGCAGUUCCAAUUGACUGUCAAUAUUACAGCGGUCAUGCUUACGUUUAUCUCUGCAGUAGCCAGUUCAGACCAAAAAUCUGUCUUGACGGCUGUUCAGCUCUUAUGGGUCAACUUGAUCAUGGAUACCUUUGCCGCGUUAGCUCUUGCUACUGAUCCUCCUACUUUAGAACUCCUCACUCGUAAUCCUGAACCACGUAAUGCUCCUCUGAUCACUUUCAGGAUGUGGAAGAUGAUCAUUGGUCAAGCCAUCUUUCAAGUCGUUGUCACCCUUGUUCUUCUCUAUAGUAGUGUACUUAAUUAUCCUUCUGACAGUGUUGUUUUACAGACUGUUGUAUUUAAUACUUUUGUAUUUUGUCAAAUAUUCAACGAAAUCAACUGCCGACGCAUUGACAAUAAACUUAAUAUCUUUACAAAUAUACUAGCCAACAAAUUCUUUAUCAUCAUCUUCUUUAUCUGCGUCCUUGGUCAAGUCGUCAUUGUCCAAUUUGGUGGUCCUGCCUUCCAAGUGAUCGCUCUGGAUGGCAUUCAUUGGGCUAUUGCCAUCGUUGUUGGUCUGUUAUCCAUACCCAUUGGUGUUGUCAUCCGUUUGAUUCCUGACCGUUUAUUUGGUUUCUUAUUCCGUGAUCCUGUUACACGAGAGAAACAUAUCGGUGGUAACCAAGUAACCACUCCUUCUGUUUAUGUCGCAGGUAACGAGCGCUUACAAUGGGGCGAACAACAAUAA